Molecule: messenger RNA, 1025 nt
Organism: Eurypyga helias (sunbittern)
Lineage: Eukaryota; Metazoa; Chordata; Aves; Eurypygiformes; Eurypygidae
Product: protein arginine N-methyltransferase 8
Exons: 8
Biological process (GO): peptidyl-arginine methylation
Cellular component (GO): plasma membrane
Molecular function (GO): protein-arginine N-methyltransferase activity
Source: RefSeq, a predicted model, not a curated record
UUUGCCCCAUCCCAUCCCAGCCUCCUCAGCCUAUUGUUGUUCCAAAACCAGUUCAAUCUGUCAUACAUGUCCCAUUGCAACCAAGCUGCCCAGGCCGAGGCAAGAUGGCAAAGCUCAUCAAUCCAGAAGAGAUGACAUCCAGGGAUUAUUACUUUGAUUCUUAUGCUCACUUUGGAAUUCAUGAGGAAAUGUUAAAAGAUGAAGUGCGCACAUUAACCUAUAGAAACUCAAUGUAUCACAAUAAACAUGUUUUUAAAGAUAAGAUUGUCCUCGAUGUUGGAAGUGGCACGGGAAUCCUCUCUAUGUUUGCUGCAAAGGCAGGCGCCAAGAAGGUAUACGGGAUUGAAUGCUCAAGUAUAUCUGACUACUCAGAAAAAAUUAUCAAGGCCAACCACUUGGACAACAUAAUCACAAUAUUUAAAGGUAAAGUGGAAGAAGUUGAACUACCUGUGGAUAAAGUAGACAUCAUCAUCAGCGAGUGGAUGGGUUACUGUCUGUUCUAUGAAUCAAUGUUAAACACAGUCAUCUUCGCACGAGACAAGUGGCUGAAACCUGGAGGGCUAAUGUUUCCAGACCGAGCUGCUUUGUACGUGGUAGCAAUUGAAGACAGACAGUACAAGGACUUCAAAAUUCACUGGUGGGAGAAUGUGUACGGCUUUGACAUGACCUGUAUUAGGGAUGUUGCCAUGAAGGAGCCUUUGGUGGACAUAGUAGAUCCAAAGCAAGUGGUGACCAAUGCCUGUUUAAUAAAGGAAGUAGAUAUUUACACAGUGAAGACUGAAGAAUUGGAAUUUACUUCUGCAUUCUGCCUCCAAAUUCAGCGUAAUGAUUACAUUCAUGCCUUGGUCACCUAUUUUAAUAUCGAGUUUACGAAGUGCCACAAGAAGAUGGGAUUUUCUACAGCACCUGAUGCACCCUAUACUCACUGGAAGCAAACUGUCUUCUACUUAGAGGACUAUUUAACUGUGAGACGAGGAGAAGAAAUCUAUGGGACUAUAUCCAUGAAACCAAAUGCAAAAAAUGUG